AACGGCACGAUUUUGAAAUAAUGACCGACUCCGUGGAUUUCUUGGAAAAGUGGCCUGCUCAUGCUACCGGAAGAUCCUAUGCGAGAUCUCAAGUUUCUGUUGUAAACAGCAGAAUCGUUCCACUAUCAGAAGUCGAAACAAAAAUUUCAAAUUUGGUUCCUAAACCAAAGUUCCUGGAAACGCUUGAAAAAAAUAUAGCAGAUGGACUAAAAGACAUACAACCAGGUGACAGAGACUCUAGAUUUCAAAUCUUCAAAGAAGCAUUCCAGUCAUUUAUUUGUUCAUUUAAAACCUACAAACAUUUUCUCUCCAGAAUAUACCAAGAAUACGAAGAGUUCCUCAACUUUUAUAAAGCUGAGGCUCAAAAGUUAAGGCCAGUAAAAGAGUAUCUCUGGACGAUUUCCCAAGAAUGUGAUGAACGUAUUCUUAAAAUUCAAAAGAAAGAAAAACCAGAGAUCAAUAGCUUAAGACGUGAAAUUGUACGACUUAGAGAUUUGAUUUCAGAAUUAAAAGAGGAGAAAUUGGGCCUAGAAACUCAGGUUGGACAUUUAACUCAAUCAUUGAAGGAAGAACAUGAAAAAUUCCGAUAUGAAGCAGAUGCAAAGCUUUUGUUAAUUUCAGAAAUUAAUGCAAUGCGAAUGCAAUUUGAUGAAAUUGAAGUAAUCACUAAACAUGCACAAAAUAAAACAAAUGAGAAUGACGAUCCAAUUCUUUUGAAAAUAGCUCUAGAACAAGCAAGGAAAGCACAAUCAGUUUCCGAAUUUGAAUUAGUUCAAUUAAAAGCAGAAUAUGUCAAUGUUAUGCCAAAGAACCGAUAUGAUAUGUUAUUGGAAGAAAAUCUCCAAUUAAAAAAUGAUUUUGAAGCCAAAAUGAAGGAAUACGAAGGACUGAAUGAAUCAUUUAAACUUUUGAAAAACCAGUUGAAUGAAGUAAUGAAGCAACGCGAUGAAUCAGAAUCCAAGAUACAACAAAUGCAAAAAGUAUCAACACCCAGACCGGAAUGGAAUGAAGUUGGACGUAAAUUACCAGGUGGUUUAACAAAAUGGUUAGAAGAAACCGUUUCAAUGACAUCACAAGAGAAAAUGCAUUUCAUGGUCAAUCAGUUAACACUACAAAAUAAUGAAGACACUGAAUUUAAUCUAAAUACAUAUAUUAAGGAAGAAUUGAAUUUUAUCCCAUUAUUUUUGCAAACUGAUUCAACUGUAAAACCCAGACCAAUGCAGCUGAGAGAUUGCCUGUUACUAGUUCAUGAAUUAUGGUUAGCAAGAAAAAGUGAGAAAGACUCCAUAAAGGAACAAUCAUUAGGACAACGAAGACGUUCACUUACAUCUAGACGACUUUCACAGACGAGGUCACAUCCACCAGCUGGUACACAAACGAAAUCACCUAGUAGUCAUCAUAAACAAUACCGUGAUUUAUAUAAAUCAUUCGAUGAAUUCCUAAAUCAUUUCUUUAAACAAAUCUAUGGUAUUGAACAAAUUCGUAUUGAAUGGGCGCAUACAUUUUACAGUAUGUUAGUGAAAGAAAAACAUUAUUAUAAAUUAAUUGAAUUGAAAAAAAUAAUUGACAAUAAGAUGGAUGAAGAGUGUCACUGGCAUUUUGAAUCAUGGAUCAAAUCAAUUGAAGAACGAAUUCUAAUAUUUAUUGACUCAAACAAUAACAAUAAUAAUAACAGUAGUACGAUUUUUCCACUGAACACAGAAGGUAUUCAUGAGAGAAAGAAACUAAUUUUAAAACAAACACUCAAUGAAGCCUUGCUGGAUAUAUUUGGUCAAAAAAAUCUGAACAGAUUAGAUACACUAAUUCAAACAGCUUCAGAUUAUGCAAGUUUACGAAUUAAAGAACCAUCUAACAUGUCCUCAUCCUCCAUAUCAGUUGAAUUACCAUCACUGUCAAAUCUAAAUAUGAAAGGAGGAAGUGAACCUAAUGAGAAUCAAGUCAGCACACAGGAUAUGAUUGAUUUUAAUAAAUUAUUUGAAGAUAUACAAGCUGAAGAUAUUAAUCCAUUCAUAAGUGAAUUGCUGUCAAUUUACAAGCAAUUGAAAACAGCAUUUAUUAAUGAUAUUGUUAGCGAACUCCAAAAGUUAACGUCAAAUGAAGUACAACAAAACAGUAUAACACUAACUGAGUUAAAAAAUGCAAUUGAAACUAUCUCCCCAUCUACCGCUGUAACAUUUAAUCUACAACCAAAAAGUGGAAAAACUAUUACAACCCAGUCAGUACAAUCUCUAGAUGCUGAUUCAACUUUAGAAUGGAUAUUUAAAACUAAUCCAAAUGAACCGCUAGUACAGUCAUUAACAUUGAACACAUUAAUUAAACGACUUGAAGGAAGUAAUUUAUUUCCAGAUUGAUUUAAAGAAAAUAAACAAGGAGAAUCAAUUACGU
This is a messenger RNA of Trichobilharzia szidati, 2385 nucleotides long. Lineage: Eukaryota; Metazoa; Platyhelminthes; Trematoda; Strigeidida; Schistosomatidae. The record is from the annotation of a GenBank genome assembly.